AAAGAAUAAGGGAAGGCAGAGCCGAGCAGGGAGGAGGAGGACGAAGGGAAGAAGGGAAGGCAGAACCGAGCAGAGCUAGAGAGGAGGCGGAGGGAAGCGGAGCGCACGCAGCGAGUGCGCGGUCGGGUUCGGCUGGAUGAAAGCUGAGAGGGGUUGUGCGUUAGUACCAAGAGGGACCCGGGGCCGGCGAGGCCGAGGGCAGCUGGGGGAGGUAAAGCGAGCGCAGGGCGGGGGCCGCGGCGGGCGGGGGUGCGCGCUCCCAGCCGGCACCGGGGUGUGCAGUCCCAGCCCCUGCAUCUGAGGAGCUGUGGCUCCGGUGCGGGGGGACUGCAAGGCUGGAAGUCCCAGGAGGAGGGGAGGGAGGAGCUAGGGGGCCCAGCGUUGGGAAGGGGUCGCUCCGAGGCCUCUCGGAUGGGGGGUGCUGCUCGCCUGAGCGCCCCUCGAGCGCUGGUACUCUGGGCCGCACUGGGAGCGGCAGCUCACAUCGGACCCGCGCCUGACCCCGAGGACUGGUGGAGCUAUAAGGAGAAUCUCCAGGGAAACUUCGUGCCAGGGCCUCCCUUCUGGGGUCUGGUGAACGCUGCCUGGAGUCUGUGUGCUGUGGGGAAGCGGCAGAGCCCCGUGGAUGUGGAGCUGAAGCGGGUCCUUUAUGACCCCUUUUUGCCCCCGCUCAGGCUCAGCACUGGGGGAGAGAAGCUCCAGGGAACUUUGUACAACACUGGCCGCCAUGUCUCCUUCCUACCUGCACCCCGGCCAGUGGUCAACGUGUCUGGGGGUCCCCUUCUUUAUAGCCACCGACUCAGUGAACUGCGGCUGCUAUUUGGAGCUCGAGAUGGAGCAGGCUCUGAACACCAGAUCAACCAUCGGGGCUUCUCUGCUGAGGUGCAGCUAAUUCACUUCAACCAAGAACUCUACGGGAAUCUCAGUGCUGCCUCAAGGGGCCCCAAUGGCUUGGCCAUUCUCAGCCUCUUUGUCAAUGUGGCUGGCAGUUCCAACCCAUUUCUCAGUCGCCUCCUGAACCGGGAUACCAUCACCCGCAUCUCCUACAAGAAUGAUGCCUACUUUCUCCAAGACCUGAGCCUGGAGCUCCUGUUCCCAGAAUCCUUCGGCUUCAUCACCUAUCAGGGCUCUCUCAGCACCCCACCCUGCUCGGAGACUGUCACCUGGAUUCUCAUCGACAGGGCUCUCAAUAUCACCUCUCUUCAGAUGCACUCCUUGAGACUCCUGAGCCAGAAUCCUCCCUCCCAGAUCUUCCAGAGCCUCAGCGGUAAUGGCAGGCCCCUGCAGCCCUUGGCCUACAGGGCCUUGAGGGGCAACAGGGACCCCAGGCACCCUGAGAGGCGCUGCCGAGGCCCCAAUUACCGCCUGCAUGGUACGCUUCUUGUGUAUCUCCCCCGCCCCAUCCCCUUUUCUGUCUUGGUCCAGCCUACAUCUGUGUUUCCAGGGGUGUCUCAAUGUGAUAUGUCUUUCCCCACUUUGGACUUGUGGUCUAGUUUGAGCUCCCAGUCCUCUUUUUCCCUCCCCCCUUGAGACAACAAGGUGCAACCCACCCUUCUUCCACAGA
Nannospalax galili (Upper Galilee mountains blind mole rat) is the source of this 1564-nucleotide messenger RNA. It is a transcript of the gene Ca11, whose product is annotated as carbonic anhydrase 11. The transcript is spliced from 8 exons. Gene Ontology annotation, molecular function: zinc ion binding; carbonate dehydratase activity. Bases 412 to 1530 code for a protein of 372 amino acids. NCBI's taxonomy places the organism in Eukaryota, Metazoa, Chordata, Mammalia, Rodentia, Spalacidae. The record is from RefSeq and is a predicted model, not a curated record.